Molecule: messenger RNA, 1477 nt
Organism: Seminavis robusta
Lineage: Eukaryota; Bacillariophyta; Bacillariophyceae; Naviculales; Naviculaceae
Source: the annotation of a GenBank genome assembly
UGAGUGUGCGUCUGCGACAAUACCGGUACUGUAGAUGGAACAGAAGCGCAAACUCAGCCUUCAGCCUUCAAGCGCAGCAUCAGCAAUAUCAGCAUCACAGGAACUUGCUGAAGUUGACAAGGAAACCGACAACCAAGAAGCAAGUUACCAUAGCUCUCGAGAUGAGGAAACGGCGAGUUCAGUUUGAUCAUCAAGGCAGUGAGAUCCAUGAGGUCCCUUCCAUCGCAAAAGAGGAGAAAAAGAACUAUUGGUACACUCCACAGCAACUCAAGGGUAUCCUGGUGUCGGCCAUUACAUCGACGGGCGAAGCCGUCAAAGAAGCUCGCAGCAAGGGUGGGGAAAUGCCCGAUCUUCGGGGGUUGGAAUCCCUUUCGAAAACCUCUCAAGAACGCAAGGAAGAAAUCUCCCUGGAUCGCCUCCGCGUGAUUCAAGCCUACACCAAACAAAAACGACAAACGGGUUCUGUGGACGAAGAAUCAAUUCGUUCUCUGUACCAUUCAUUCACGGAAGAAGAUACCAAGAGAGCUCUGGCGUAUGGCAAGAUUGAUGCCAAAGAAUCUUAUAGCUACACUACCGCCAAUGGCAAGACCACUGCAACUACCAAGCAAACAUCCAACAAUAAAGGAAAGGGAAUGUUGGACUUUCUUUUUGGGAAAAAGAGCAAAGGCAACAAAACACACAAAUAGAAACAAUGACAUUGCCAUGUUCCAGCAGCCGAUGUUGGUAUCCACCAAAGGAUGACGCCGCAUCCUCCAAUCCUGAACCAACGAUUAUCCGCCCCGCCGUGGAAUAGGUUCAUUGGUUCUCGAACGAAGAGCUGAGUGACCCACAUUUUGCACACUCCUGCAGUUCUAGAUACAUCAAUCAGCUUGACUUGAGGAGGCAGUUCGUGAGGUAUCUAUAUUGUCCUGUGGAAAGAAGACUUGCUUUUAGAAUCCAGGCACUUCUUGGGUUCAAGCUUGGGCAAAAUACGGUGCCAUGGUACGGUACAGUAUUGGUGCGCAUUUCGCACCUAUGCGGAUGCCGAUUGGUUUCGAAUCUAUCUUUUCAUCGAUUGGUUCCUUCUGUUAUUUUGCAAUGACGUGAUCCUUCCCUCUCGUUGGUGUCCGUUUGCAAAUGACAGAUCCAAAAAUCUGCUACCAAUUGGAAGAAAUGAUGUAGCCAAAGGGAGCUGAUGACUCCUUGCUAGCUAGUCAGAACUCCUUUGACACAUGGCAUCCCAUUGCCCUUUUUCUGAGCGUCUUCAUUGGUCCUUUCCCUUGCUUAUCACCAUCUCCAGGCAACCGGUCUGGAGAGCAUGAAGGUCUAAGAGUAAAUGGAAAUCUGUCUGUAUGAUUUUGCUUCAUAAAUCGCUUAGUCAUAGAGCGUUAAGUCUCUUACUCGUAGCUGUAAAUCGUUAAGUCUCUUAGAUUCCGAAUGGUGAAUCAAAUCAAGGAUCGGGAGGCCUCCACAACCGCACAAUGCACCCGAAAGAUCC